AUGACCGAGUACGACGACUAUGGCAUCCCGGUUGGCGCCUACUCGGAGCCAGACAGCUUCACCAGCCAGACGUACCGCACAGCGCGGGCCUUCUUCGUGUACAGAGUUAAGCCAUUCGUGGAGAGGAGAGUAGCAAAGGGGCGAUGGAAGAGGCUGGUUAGCUUGGCGAACGCGCUGGUGGUUGUCUGGUGGGCGGUGGUGUAUUGGGGCGAGAGGGCCGCUUUCAACGGCGCAGUAGGGAGCUGCCAUUGGGACGCAUGGGAGAACUGGGAACAAGGAGCCAACCCUCACAGGCUUGUCUUUGUCGCCGAUCCGCAACUCGUCGAUCCGCAUACGUAUCCUGGCCGGCCAUGGCCUCUCAACCCUCUCACCAUCAAGUACACCGACCAGUACAUGCGCCGCGCCUACUCCCGCAUACAAACCGAGCUCUACCCCGACACCGUCUUCUUCCUUGGCGAUCUGUUCGAUGGCGGCCGUGAGUGGUCUACGCGCACGACCAAGUCGCCCGAGAAGCAAUACCAGCAGUAUGGGGACAGCUACUGGAUGAAUGAAUACCGCCGUUUUGGCGAAAUCUUCUUCGAGCACUGGGGAGACGGAGGGCUGCAGCCGCGCCCUGGGCAGCCAGGGAGGAAGUUCAUAAGCAGUUUGCCUGGAAACCACGAUCUGGGCUUUGCAAAAGGUGUACAGAUUGGAGUGCGAGACAGGUUUCACGCAUACUUUGGCGACGGCAACAGGAUUGAUGUGCUCGGAAACCACACCUUUGUCUCAAUAGACAGCGUUUCCCUCGCUGCGUUGGGAGUGCCAUCGUCUCAAGAACUGGAAGAGCUCUGGCGCCCCACAGUAGACUUCCUCGACGGAGCCAAGGAGCAGAAGAGAAGGACCGUACAGCGCGAACUCCGGGUUCAACAGGGCCUCAAGCCAUACCCCCGCUUUGCACACCGUGAGAUUGAAUCACAGGACCUCGCAAAAGCCACACUCCCACACGUCAACGAAGACGUGACCGAAUUUCCCACCAUCCUCCUCACCCACGUCCCUCUCUACCGCUCUCCAGGCACACCCUGCGGUCCCCUCCGUGAGCACUGGCCUCCCACACCACCGCCCAAAGGCCAGACGGAACCACUCGAGCACGACGAGCGCAACGCCAUAUCCGUCAGUGGCGGCUACCAGUAUCAGAACGUCAUGAACCGCGAGAUCACAACCGACAUUGCCAACAAGAUCGGUGACAUACGCUACGCCUUCUCCGGCGACGACCACGACUACUGCGAGCUCGUACAUCGGGGAUACGCAUCUGGCGGCGGCGGCAUCAAGGAGAUCACAGUGAAGAGCAUCAGCUGGGCCAUGGGCGUGCGACACCCAGGGUUCGUGCUGGUCAGCAUGUGGAACCCCGUCGACGCGCACGGCAAGCCUCUCAAAGGCGACAUGAGCAAGACGGUGCAGACGCAUCUAUGUCUCCUGCCCGACCAACUCGGCAUCUUCUCCCGCUACGCCGCGCUCUUCGCCCUCACUCUCCUCCUGCUGAGCGCCCGCGCCGCCCUCGUGGCAUUCAACCUCCUCCCCCCCACCCCACUGACCCCCAACGACCCCAUCCUCCCCACCACAAACCCAGCCGAGAAUCCCCCACAGCUCCAGUAUCGCUUCGAUCCCGCAACCUCCUCCCACUCCUCCACCUCCUCCACUUCCUCCACCUCCAACCCCAACACGGCGCCAACUACACUGCAAGUCCGCACCGCUCAGCCCCGGCCCCGUGUCGCCUCGUCCGCUCAUCGCUACGGCCUGCCCAUGCCGCUCCCGCACCAGCAGAACACAAACUACGGCUACCCGCUCGUCCACCACCCGGGCUUCCUCGGCCACGACGACAACGAUGAGGAUGAAGAUGAGGAUGGAGAUGGAGAUGGAGAUGAUGGUAAGAAAGAGAGGAAAAUGAGAGGGAAGAUGUGGGGUGGUGUCAGUACCAGCAAGAGUAGUAGGUCGAAGGGGAAGAAGAGGAAGGGGUUCGCGCUGUUUAGACACGAGUUGGGAGGUGGUUUGGGGAGGGUGUUGGUUUGUGGGCUGGCGUGGUAUUUUUGGUUGAUUUGGAGGGGGUGA
Messenger RNA from Ascochyta rabiei, 2085 nucleotides. RefSeq lists its product as uncharacterized. The record is from RefSeq and is a predicted model, not a curated record. Gene Ontology annotation, biological process: GPI anchor biosynthetic process. Gene Ontology annotation, cellular component: endoplasmic reticulum. Bases 1 to 2085 code for a protein of 694 amino acids. The transcript has 2 exons. NCBI's taxonomy places the organism in Eukaryota, Fungi, Ascomycota, Dothideomycetes, Pleosporales, Didymellaceae.